AUGGGGAUAGGGGUAGGAGAGUGGAGAAAAUUUCGUAGACGCGCGUGUGUGUGGAGAGACGGUUACGCACGAAGUAUACACGAGGUACCUGGUGUUCGUCUGCCGUUACAGACCAAUUACGCUUCACCUCCUCAUGCUGUUUUUAUGUACAGUACUACCUCCGAAGGGGUGACCCUUCAAUUACGUGACACGGAUGAUAUUGAUGACAAGGCAGGCCUUGCGUCAGUUUUGGCAAGGUUGCAACAGGAAGAUGCAACUUUAAGCAUAAGUUACCAGGAAACGGAAAUGCUUGCGGAAAGUAGCAUUGACGUACUUUUGGGAGCUGGAUCUCUGCAUCCGAACGACGCAGGUGGGAUAAAUGAAGGUUAA
This is a messenger RNA of Pediculus humanus corporis (human body louse), 369 nucleotides long. RefSeq lists its product as uncharacterized. NCBI's taxonomy places the organism in Eukaryota, Metazoa, Arthropoda, Insecta, Psocodea, Pediculidae. The record is from RefSeq and is a predicted model, not a curated record. The transcript is spliced from 4 exons. Bases 1 to 369 code for a protein of 122 amino acids.